CUUGUUGGCGGGGGAGGAGUCGCGCGAGACCCGCCGCUGCUGCAGCUCACCGUUCGCGUCCCGGGGAUGCAGCCACGAAUUUAACGUCGAGCUGAACCGCACUGAAACCGCAGGCAGCCGCAGCGCGUCGAGGCCGACGGAACGAUUGUUGAGGACGUGAAUCGCCAUGGCUGAGCAGCAGAGGCAGCGUACCCUCUCCACCUCCGGAGAAUCUCUCUACCACGUGUUGGGUGUUGACAAGAUUGCCACUAAUGAUGACAUAAAGAAGUCCUACAGGAAACUUGCACUGAAAUAUCACCCUGACAAGAAUCCGGACAAUCCUGAAGCAGCAGACAAAUUUAAAGAAAUCAACAACGCCCAUGCCAUCCUGAAUGACCCCACCAAACGCAACAUCUACGACAAGUAUGGCUCCCUGGGCCUCUAUGUAGCCGAACAGUUUGGCGAGGAGAACGUCAACACCUACUUUGUCUUGUCCAGCUGGUGGGCCAAGGCACUGUUUGUGUUCUGUGGGCUGGCCACAGGCUGCUACUUCUGCUGCUGUCUGUGCUGCUGCUGUAACUGCUGCUGUGGGAAGUGUAAACCACGGCCACCUGAGGGACAGGACCCGGAGUUCUACGUCUCUCCUGAAGACUUGGAGGCGCAGCUGCAGUCUGAUGAGAGAGAGGCGGGUGGAGGUGAGCCCAUUGUCCUGCAGCCUUCAGCUACAGAAACCACUCAACUAACAUCCGAUGGCCACCACACCACCUACCGGACCGACACUGGCUUCAACUAAUGCUCACCGCCCUCCCCUGCCUCUGACACGUGGCCCUCCAUCUGCCACACUGCUCCCUCCCCCCAGUCUGAGGAACAACCAGAGGAGCGACUCCCUCAACAACAAAAAAGAAAAAGGCACCAUUGGCCAGGAGGAAAGCCAGUGAUCGUGGAAAACAAGCUGAACUCUUUCAAAUAUCCCUCAUUCUACCCUUAUCUCACAUCCACCACCAUCAUCAUUCUUUCAGAGUGGCUUGUAUUUGCCUCAGUGUAGCUUGGGAAAAAAAGCGUAAAAAAAAAACAAAACCACUAAGACGUUUGUUCUCCUGUUGUACUCCUUUUUUGGCCUUUGACUUCCAAACUUGCCUUCCCAUCAUCCUUUCCUCCAGCCAAACUUGCUCGCUGUCCAGUAGCAUGCACUGUUUCCCCGCCAUUGGUAGUUGAGGUUGAUUUUAAUUUUUUACUAAUGGAUAUAUUAAUGCACACAUUUGUUCCUGUUCAGAAGUCAGUUAUGGAUGUGUGUGUGUGGUUAACAGUUGGCUCACUUGGCUUUUUUUUGGAAGUGUGUAGGUAAGAAAUGCUGGUCUAACGUUGGAGUAGUGGUUGUUUCAUCAGUCCCAUUGCAUUUCUAGGAAGAGAAAAAGCUGAUGGUGAGUAGUUGUAGUUGUAGUUGUUAUAGGUUUUAAUUUAGGGCCCAGGCUCCUUGUUCAGUGUCCACCUCAUUAACCAAGUUUUUAUUUUUAACUUUUUUUUUUUCAAUCCACUGAUCCUGACAGAAAAGUCCUCUCCUUGCUCAUCAUUUCCCUUUGUUCAUAUUACAUGAGAAAAUUGCAAAAGAUGCCACCAAUAUUUCAGAAGAACUAUUUUCUUAAUAUUUAUUUAUUUAUUCCAUCUAAAAACUGUACUGUGUUAAGGUGUCGACCAACUGGAAAAGCUGAGCAAAAACUAAGUCUGCAUCAGUCGACUCAGAAUGACCUUUAACAUCAUAAGCUUGUGCGUUAUGUGGGUGUGUAUGGGUAUGUUGUACUAGCGUAGCCUUUUUAGGCUAUUUGGUCCUUCUUAGACUUUACGGCAUGUUCUGAGUCUUAGCAUUGGUCUUAUUGUUAUUGCUCUUUUGGCUUUGUAAUAUCCCUCAUCUCAUACUGUAAGGGACAUACAGACACAAACACAAACACAUUUUGUUGGUCUGUCGUAUCUCUACUACCCAAAUGUAUAUGUAAGAAGGAAGGAAAAAUCUAACGGUUUUUAUAUAGAUAUACAAUAUACACACGCUGUGUGUAUGUACAGUAUAUGUAUAUUUUGUGCAUUUUUACUUUGUAAUUGUUGACUCAUAUUUAUUAUAGUGUUCUUGAUCCUUGUGUCAUGUGACUGGUUUACUAGGGUGCCCCCUCCCCAUCUUUGUGGUCACUUGAGACCCUUAAGCCAAGAGGUAAUGUUGAUUGUGAGUAAAUUUGCCUGUGGUAGUUGGAAGUUGUUUUUUUUCUGGGGAAAGCCAUGCCUUUUAAUUGCUGUUUACUCCUCAGUGUUAAAACAGGACUAGGUCAGUUGGUCAGUCGGCAGAGUUGAGACAGUAAAUGAUGUUCAUACAUGCAGCUUCUAAAUCAGAAAACAAAACCCAUUUUCUGCAGCUUUGAGAGUAGAGGGGAGGGUCCUUGCAGUAAAUGUUACUGUUUAUGUUUAAGGUUUUAAUUCGUUAUGGACGGUAUGUUGUGAGUCAUAUGAAAUUUCUGAACUGUUGUUUUGUGAGAUGUAGGCUCUGAAAAAUAAAGGUGCUUUAAAUGGUUUUUGAGUGAUGCCAUAGAAGAAUCACUUUUAGUUCAAUAAAAACCAUAUUUGAAAUGAGAUACGAGUGAAGUGAUUCUUCAAACCCACAAAAUAAUUCAAAUAUUAGUUUAAAUUUGAAAUAAAUACAGCACAACAAUCAAAUAUAGCCUUGACUUAAAUCACCUUCUGAUAUUUAAUUGCGAAAGACCCUGUUUUUAACCAUUUAUCCGUGUUCCAUACAAAAAGAAACGUUUUACUUAUUAACAUAAUUGCUAAUCCACGAACAAGCUUUGUCAGUCAUGUGACUGUACUAUGCAGAUCAACAAGUGUAACCUUAAAAUAUUUUUUUUGUAAACUAACUCACUUAUCUUAUUAUAUAUGAACGAUUUUAUUUCGAUUUACUGAUUAUAACAAAAUAUAACCAUUUUUUUGGGGAAAAGGUCCCUACUAUUACCACUAUGGCCCACUAGGCAUCCCCCACCCAAAAGUUAAAAACCACUGCUGACAUAUAACAGGGUCUUCUUAAACAUCUUUCUUACAUCUCUUAUCACAUGGCAUUAAUCAGAGAAACAUUUAAUCAGGCAUGUUUUUUUUUUCGAGUUUAAUUGUGUAGUUUGUAAGCUGAUUAAAGCGAGGCUUCUGCAACACAGUCAGCAUUUCACUCCUCAUGUAAUGUUAGUAAAUAAAGGAACUGAUACGUUUUCAGUGAGCAGCUAAAUGUUUAACAGAUUGUGUUCUGAGCCAAAGUGUGUGACAUUUCUUUAUUUUACGAUAACCACUUAGCCUGAUGCUUGUUACUUUUUGUGUCUCGUUUUAUUAUUAUGUAACGUUACCUUCUUUUUGCGAAGUAAUCAAUCCUGAGAGUGAGUAGUGCUCUGUUUACGUUCUGUGUCCUGAGUGAAGCUGGUAGUUUGGAUUGUUAUGGGUGCUGUAUCCUUAAUUAUAUACAGUAGUUCAAGGUGGCCAUAUACAUAAACCUACAUGUCUCUAAUCAACUGUUCUUUACCUUAACCAAGUGCUUUAACCUCCUACAGAUUUUGCUAGAUCUUGUCUGCAUUUCUAACUACGAAAAUAUAAGAAGAUUAAGCUGCUUAUCAUUUCUAGAUCAUCCUCAGCUUGUACAUUUUACAUGAACAUUUCCACCGCAUUUGCCAAUCCUUCAGCCCACUUUUUAGGGUGUGUUGAUGCUCAUUUUGUGACUUACUGGCUGACCAUGCAAUGAUUUUAUGCAGAAAAUUAUUUUAGCUGCACUCAGAACAGAAACUUAGUAGUAAUCAUGUCACCAGCCAUGCUCGGUCAUCUGUCUCUUUCUUCAGAGUUUCACAGAGUUGUGUACACUGAGCCUGCGAGCACAGUCCUCUUCUUACUCUAUCACUGGGACACUCUUCUCUGUGCAUUCUCUGUGCACCUCUCUCUUGCUCACUCCCUGUCUUUCCCUGUUGUUCCCCUGCUCUUGAUGGCUUUUGAUGGAUGUUUGCCUCUGUGAUCCUCUCCUGUGCAUUAUUUCCCUUCUCCCUUCCACACUUCCAUUGAUAUAUGCCUACUAUGGCUUCUACAUUGAAAUGUUGGAAAAAUGCAACAUGUUUUAGUUGAAUGCAAUGGAAUAACAUGACCAGGAAAAAAAAUAUCCUUAUAGUCUUCGGAAGGAAGAAAAAUGUGUGUAAUUAUAGUGAGACGGUAAAUUGCAUUUUUCUAUUUAAUUUAUUACCUUAUUUUGUCAUGUUUUUAAAGAUUUGUCCUUGUUUCAGAUGGUAUGUUAUUUGGAUGUGGCUAUGAAACUAUGCGACUCAUAGUUCAAUGGUUAAGGUCUCAUGUACAUACACUGAAUAAUGAAGUAUAAUAAUAGACCUUUUAUGUUGUAGCAUGGUUAUUGUCUGUCUGAAAGAAGAAAAAAAUAUCUGGUUUGCUGGUGUAAAAUAAAUGUUUAUGAACAUUU
Astyanax mexicanus (Mexican tetra) is the source of this 4450-nucleotide messenger RNA. RefSeq names its product DnaJ (Hsp40) homolog, subfamily C, member 5aa (gene dnajc5aa). The transcript is spliced from 5 exons. NCBI's taxonomy places the organism in Eukaryota, Metazoa, Chordata, Actinopteri, Characiformes, Acestrorhamphidae. The record is from RefSeq and is a predicted model, not a curated record. Gene Ontology annotation, cellular component: intracellular membrane-bounded organelle; membrane; presynapse. Gene Ontology annotation, biological process: regulation of synaptic vesicle cycle. The coding region runs from base 167 to 772 and encodes 201 amino acids.